UCCGUUUGGGGCAUUGUGGGAAGCAGCCAUGGUCUGAGCGGGCGCUCACCUGCCAGCCCCGCGGGCUCCUGCACUCUGCUCCGGCCCUCGCGUGCCCGUGUCGGUGCCGGGCAGGGGCUGCGGCGGCCCGGCAACCAUGAUACAAUUCAUAUUGCUCUUCAGUCGACAAGGGAAAUUGCGGCUGCAGAAAUGGUACACCACUCUUCCUGACAAAGAAAGAAAAAAGAUCACCAGGGAAAUUAUUCAGAUUAUUCUCUCUCGUGGCUACAGGACAAGCAGUUUUAUCGACUGGAAGGAGUUAAAACUUGUUUAUAAAAGGUAUGCUAGUUUAUAUUUUUGCUGUGCAGUAGAAAAUCAAGACAAUGAGCUCUUGACACUAGAGAUUGUGCAUCGUUAUGUGGAGUUGCUGGACAAAUACUUUGGAAAUGUCUGUGAGCUGGAUAUUAUCUUUAAUUUUGAAAAGGCGUAUUUUAUCCUGGAUGAAUUUAUAAUAGGUGGAGAAGUUCAGGAAACAUCUAAGAAAACUGCUGUUAAAGCCAUUGAAGAGUCUGACAUGUUACAGGAGACAAUGGAAGAAUACAUGAGCAAACCUACAUUUUAACUGUAUUGCAACUUGAAGACUCCGUGCUACAUGCUGUGAACCUUGAAUGAGUAAUGCCCUGCAUCCAGUCUUGACAGAGCCUUUAAACACCAUGCCAAAAAAUGACUUAAAGGGAUUCUUUAUUAACUAGCAAAUAUUAAAGUCAUUUAGCGUAACAUAUUUAUAAUUGCUACUUGUCUGUAUUAUACUAUAUAUGAGUGUUUACUGUGCCUCCGGUUGUUUGAAAUGACAGUUGUAUAACUCAGUCAACUGAGUUAUAUUUUAUAUUUUAAUUCCAUGUGAUAUUUUAAAAGCUAAUUUCAAAAUAUUAUUUGUGGUAUAUUUGUGUUGCAUUUGAUCUUUUACUGACGGUUCGAAAACCUUUGGGUAACCCAUGAUAUUGAGUGUAAAAUAUACCUUAUAUCAUUAUUACCUUUCCUAGAUGUUUAGUUUUCUAAGUUGUAUAUGAAUUGAAAGUUAUGUUAAUGUUCAGAGUUCAUAGGUAAGGAGAGACAAUUUUAAUAUACUUAGUAAUACUGUAAUCCCGGCCAGAUACAGUGUAUCUGAUGUUUAUGUCUUGAAUUCAUUUAUUUUUGUCAGGGUUGGAAUUAAGGCAGAUAACCAAAGAGAGUAUAGAAUUUAAUACAAGUUUUUGAUGCCUUAGAAGCUGCUGUGUAGGCUGAGGUUUUAAUUUUGACUUUUAACUAAUAUAAGGGACAUUUUGAUAAAUUUAAGUUUUCUACAAACUGCACAUUUAGGUCUCAGAAGAUUUGGAGAUACCCUGUCUGUGAUAUCCCUUAUUAUCAAAAUAGUAUGAUAGUGUUUGAUUACAAUAGCAAUAAUUAUCAUUGCUACUGCUAUUGUAAAAGUCUCUUAAUAUUCCAACAACUCCUAUCCACUUGAGAAAUUUUGUUUCAAAUUUUUUCUGUCAGUUGGCUAUCACUGCAGCAUACAUGGUAGAUUCCUUUCCUCUCUUUUUCCUCUCCUUCCCUCUGAAGAAAUUAUUUGCUGCUGACCAUUAUUAUUGUGACUAUGUCACCUUCAUGCUUUCUGGAAUGAAAAUACUACUUGACUGGUACUAAAUGUGAAGAGACAUGUGUUGGGGAAACAGCCCAGUGUAUUUUGUCUUGGUGCCUAUCUCUGACCUUUUCCUGCUCACGUUCGACGAUAGCUUCAAGGUCUGUGUCACUCAGAGUGCAGGGUUAGGGACCCUGUAGUGCUUUUCCCAUGACAAGUAUGUGCUUGCUCCUGGUUUCCUUGGGUGACCCCUUGUGGGAGACCUUAGAGAACACAGUGGAAAAUUGUUUUUGGUUCAACUGAGCAAAUAAGUUUGGGAGAAAUUAGCAAGACCAGAACAGAAGAAAAGGGUAACAAGUUAACCCAUUCUUCAAUAAAACCAUUUCUUAAAAAAAACUAAUUCACAUUACUAUAUGAAGUAGUCAUUUGGCUUUUAAUACCUGAUAUUUCUUCAAGGUGAUGAUAAAUUAAAAUUAUGAAUGAGCUUAAAGUUUAUCAUUUUGAUCAUUUUGUUUAGGAGCUCUUCAGUUUUGUGCUUUAAUGUUUUAAAAAAAUAUGAUAAUCCUUUUCAAAACAAUUUUGUAAAGAUAGACUUUAGUUUUUCUGGCUCCUUUUCACUAUUUUUGUGUGAAAGUAUCUCGAGCCUCAAAAUACACCACAUAUAAUCUGAAUAAUUCUAUAUUUAACACUGCCAGGCUGCACACAGGGUUUCUCAGGCUUCCUGUCAGGAUCACGCACAGAAAAUGGUUAUACCUAUGUGGCACACUGGGGUAAAGUUAAGGGACCAGGACAUGUCUCAUAUGGGUGUUGGUAAAAAUAAUCAUUGUUUUCUUUAUAUAACAAAAGCACCGAAGAACAGGAAAGACAAUAGAUAUUCAAUUUGUAUAAAACUUCCAAAUAAAAUGUUUUUUAAAUUUUUAAA
Messenger RNA from Cavia porcellus (domestic guinea pig), 2519 nucleotides. RefSeq names its product adaptor related protein complex 1 subunit sigma 3 (gene Ap1s3). Lineage: Eukaryota; Metazoa; Chordata; Mammalia; Rodentia; Caviidae. The transcript is spliced from 5 exons. Gene Ontology annotation, biological process: intracellular protein transport; vesicle-mediated transport. Gene Ontology annotation, cellular component: intracellular membrane-bounded organelle; AP-1 adaptor complex; membrane coat. Gene Ontology annotation, molecular function: clathrin-cargo adaptor activity. The record is from RefSeq and is a predicted model, not a curated record. The coding region runs from base 137 to 601 and encodes 154 amino acids.